Molecule: messenger RNA, 1044 nt
Organism: Brassica oleracea var. oleracea
Lineage: Eukaryota; Viridiplantae; Streptophyta; Magnoliopsida; Brassicales; Brassicaceae
Exons: 4
Coding region: 1-1044 (347 amino acids)
Molecular function (GO): nucleic acid binding; RNA-DNA hybrid ribonuclease activity
Source: RefSeq, a predicted model, not a curated record
AUGGACGAGAUAAGCUUCACGGCCAAGGAGCAGGAAAAAGUCCUCACUCCUCAUCACAACGCCCUGGUUAUCUCGCUCACUGUAGCGAACUGUCUGAAUGGGGGCCGUCCCCUCGACUCUUCACCAAAUGGUGAAAUUUCAUACACUCUGGGGCAUAAAGGCGAUCAGACGAGAUCAGGAAUAUUCUCAUUCCUGCUAUCAGACCACUCUGAAGGGAAAGACCAAGGUCUAAUAGCAGUUACAGAGAAAACCUCCGGCUCGUCAAACCGUGGAACCGAAAGUAGAGGAAAUGGACGAGGUGCCAUUAAUCGAAGGAGAUCAGACCCGACAUCUCUAGAUCGGCUCCAAGCUAACCAAAGGAUUGAGAAGAAGACUGAUAGACUUCCUCAGAAUCCGAAGGAUUUCCAGUGGACGGGAGAAUGCGAAUCCGCUCUCCAAGAGCUAAAAUCGUAUCUCACCACUCCUCCUCUCCUGUCCAAGCCAUUACUCGGUGAAGUCCUGCUGCUAUAUCUAGCAGUCUCUGAACACGCCGUGAGCACCAUCUUAGUUCGCGAGGAGGAAAACAAGCAGCUACCAAUCUAUUACAGAAGCAAGGCUCUCCUAGACGCGGAGGCCCGCUAUAGCCACCUAGAAAAGCUUGCCUUAGCUUUGAUAGUCGCCACUUGCUACCUCCGACCCUACUUCCAUGCUCAUCCAAUCGUGGUUGUUACCUCCUUCCCUGUAAAGUUGGUCCUCCAUAAACCAGAAGUCUCCGGACGCCUAGCCAAAUGGGCCUUGGAACUAGGGGAGUACGAUGAGGUACGCCUCCGAGGCGAAGGUAUGGAAGUGGGAGAAUGGAUCCUACACACUGAUGGAUCUAGCAACAGCAGAGGAGCUGGAGUAAGGAUAGUGCUUACCUCGCCAAUAGGGAACACAGCCUCAAGAGCCGUGAGAUGCAACUACAAAGCAACCAACAACGAAAGCGAGUAUGAGGCCCUAAUCGCAGGCCUAACCCUUGCCCAUCUAAUGGGGGCAGAGAACAUCCAGGUCUUCGGCGACUCCUAG